CUUUUGGUCUUUUUUUUUUUUUUUUUUUAAACCCCGGUCCCUGUUUAUCCUGAAAAGGAUUUGAAGACAGCUUGAAGGAUAAAAAGCCUCGGUGCUUCCCAGGCGCCGAACGGAGGAGCCAAAGAGGAAGAGCCGGGGCUGCCGGAGCCUUCGGAGAUGGACGAGCAGCCGAGGCUGAUGCAUUCCCACGCUGGGGUCGGGAUGGCCGGACACCCCGGCCUGUCCCAGCACUUGCAGGAUGGGGCCGGAGGGACCGAGGGGGAGGGCGGGAGGAAGCAGGACAUCGGGGACAUUUUACAGCAAAUUAUGACCAUCACAGACCAGAGUUUGGAUGAAGCGCAGGCCAGAAAGCACGCUUUAAACUGCCACAGGAUGAAGCCCGCCUUGUUUAAUGUGUUGUGUGAAAUCAAAGAAAAGACAGUUUUGAGUAUUCGGGGAGCCCAAGAAGAAGAGCCCACAGAUCCCCAGCUGAUGCGACUGGACAACAUGCUGCUAGCAGAGGGGGUGGCAGGGCCCGAGAAAGGAGGAGGUUCUGCAGCAGCAGCAGCGGCAGCAGCAGCUUCUGGGGGCGCAGGUUCAGACAACUCAGUGGAGCAUUCCGAUUACAGAGCCAAACUGUCACAGAUCAGACAAAUCUACCACACGGAGCUGGAGAAAUAUGAGCAGGCAUGCAAUGAAUUCACCACCCACGUGAUGAACCUCCUUCGAGAGCAAAGCCGGACCAGGCCCAUCUCCCCGAAGGAGAUCGAGAGGAUGGUCAGCAUUAUCCACCGCAAGUUCAGCUCCAUCCAGAUGCAGCUCAAGCAGAGCACGUGUGAGGCCGUCAUGAUCCUGCGCUCCCGGUUUCUGGAUGCUAGGCGGAAGAGACGGAAUUUCAACAAGCAGGCCACAGAAAUUCUGAACGAAUAUUUCUAUUCCCAUCUCAGCAACCCUUACCCCAGUGAGGAAGCCAAAGAGGAGUUAGCCAAGAAGUGUGGCAUCACAGUCUCCCAGGUAUCAAACUGGUUUGGAAAUAAGCGGAUCCGGUACAAGAAGAACAUAGGUAAAUUUCAAGAGGAAGCCAAUAUUUAUGCUGCCAAAACGGCUGUCACUGCCACCAAUGUGUCAGCCCACGGAAGCCAAGCUAACUCGCCCUCCACUCCCAACUCAGCGGGUUCUUCCAGUUCUUUUAACAUGUCAAACUCUGGAGAUUUGUUCAUGAGCGUGCAGUCACUCAAUGGGGAUUCUUACCAAGGGGCCCAGGUUGGAGCCAACGUGCAAUCACAGGUGGAUACCCUUCGCCAUGUUAUCAGCCAGACAGGAGGAUACAGUGACGGACUCGCAGCCAGUCAGAUGUACAGUCCGCAGGGCAUCAGUGCUAAUGGAGGUUGGCAGGACGCUACUACCCCUUCAUCAGUGACCUCCCCUACAGAAGGCCCUGGCAGUGUUCACUCUGACACCUCCAACUGAUCUCCCAGCAAUCGCAUCCCGGCUGACCCUGUGCCGCAGUUGGGGCAGGGGCAGGAGGGAGGGUUUCUCUCCCAACGCUGAAGCGGUCAGACUGGAGGUCGAAGCAAUCAGCAAACACAAUAAGAGUCUCCUUCUCUUCUCUUCUUUGGGAUGCUAUUUCAGCCAAUCUGGACACUUCUUUAUACUCUCUUCCCUUUUUUUUUUCUGGGUAGAAGCCACCUUCCCCUGCCUCCAGCUCUCAGACUGGUCUCUGUCAUCUUCCCUGGCCCUGUCCUCUGUUCUAGACUCCCCGGGUUCCUGCCCUCUAUUAUAUCGCUGAAGGAUAUUUUCAACAAUUAGAGGAAUUUAAAAAGAAAAAAAGCAAAUUACAAAGAAAACAAUAAACGUAUUUGUAUGUUUUCAUGCUGGUGGUUUGAGGAGCCAAAUUUACCUCACUCGGAGCCCUCACCCCUAUGUUGACAGGCAAUCCUUCUGUCUCUCUUGUUAUUCUCACUACCUCUUAGCAGGAAUACACCACACUGCCCUACUCAUUCCAGGCCACUCUGUCUCCAUUUGCCCCUUCUUUCUGGGAACAAUCCCAGUUUCUUUCUCUUCUUUCUGGCCCCAGGUAUUUGCUGGGGACUGCCAUAGCUGGCCUUCUAAGGUGCCACAUGUCGCAGCGUAGCUCUAUCAGAUCAAAUCCCAGGCAGGAAGCCAGGCGGGGGGGGGGGGGGACACACAGGAUUCCUACCAGCUUUCCCAUCUUCUUAGGAACAGUUCUUGGUCUCAGAGACACAGUCCGUAGAAACCAUUCAACACUUGGGCAGCAAUGUUCCGAACCUCACACAAGCCGGAUCUGAGAAAGCUAUCCCAAUGGCUGCAUCCGUAAAGAGUGAAGGCAUCUCAUCCUGAAAGGCUUCACUGUCCCUUCCUAGACACGUGCACACAUACGUCACAUACGUAACACACAGGUGGACCCACACACAACCCGACACCUUUGCUUGGCAGGAUGCUACUUCCUUUUAUCAGUGACCUCCCCUCCAGAAGGCCCUGGCAGUGUUCACGCUCAUGCCUCCAACUGAUCUCCUGGCAAUCUAAUCCUGUGCAAAUGUAUACAUUAGCAAUCAUAUUACUUUACCGGUGAGCCUGAGAGAGAAGCAUAAUGUGCCCGGGGCUUCUAGGACCCGCCCGUAUGCACUUACCACAGCGGAAUGCACAGGCGUUUAUUGGCAUGCAGGUCAGGGUUCAAGUGUAAACAGUUUUCAUUCCCACCACCUCUGGAGCUCUCAGGGAGCCAGACACAGGACUCACCAUAUCUAUGAUGGAUUUGGCUGCUUUGUCUGUGUUUUUAUGACAUUAUCUUUUCAAAACAUUAUAGUACAGUGUGAUCUUGUUCUUGGCUUCUUCCUCUGAAGGAGAGAGUGGUAUAGAAUGUGGUUCAGGUGAACUUUUUACUGAUUAAUUUGAAGACAUAACAAUCAUAGAGUAAGAAUGAUGGUUUUUUUUGUUGUUGUUGCUGCUGCUGUUGAAAUAAUCAGAGUAAUCUAAAUACCGCGGGAUUGAAAGAGAAUAACAUUUUCUAGAAAGGUAGUCUUGCUUUUGACUUGAGCUUAAAUUCCCCAGUCAGCUCCUCUAGCCUUAAAGAUGGUAACUUUGCCAGUAGAUUAAGUGGCACAUGGUCAGAUAAUUUUGGGGCCUCAUGCUCAUCAUCUGUAAAAUGGGAACUGUUAUGCUUGGCUUACCAAGGGGCUUUUAAAAGGCCCAGGAGACUGAUUUUGUUUAUAUUUAAUCUCUAGGUCUGAUGAUCAAGGAGAGCAAUGCCCCUGUGAUGAACUGUGUCAGGCUAGGGCAGAACAAGACAUGGUCUUCUUGUUCUAAUUUCUGCUCGUGGUCUUGUUGUCUUCAGCAUAACGACAAAGCGUUGCUUUAGAGACUUUCUGCUCUGAUUUGGUUUGGGUCUAUUAGUCUUCUUAGGAUAGAGAAGAGAUUCGAACCUAGACAGGUAGAACUUUAUUUUAUUAGCUCUUGGUUGAAUCUAAUAUGUGGCCUUCCCAGUGCCUGUCCCUGUCACAGCCACUCUGCUUCAGAGACUUCUGGGAAGAAGUACAAGAACUUGAAGGCUACGAAACCAGCCCACGAUGUCACACGCAUGCCACAUGGCACUGCGAUGACUGGUAGGAAGCUUGCUUCAUUUGUGCUUAGAGGAGUAGGGCCUGCGUAAAGGGAAGCCUGAGGGGAUAGAUAUUUGAAGAUGAUGCAGAAAGUAAUUAUUUGGCAAAUGAAAAUCUGUCUAGCCAACCCAGGUCACUAGAAAGACUGUCAACUAACCCAUGACAUGCUCAGAAAAGAGUGCCUAGGAGGGACGUCAUCCCCAGUCUAUACAGUGAUGAGAACCAGUGGCCUUUGUCUUUGUGGCAGGAAUAUAUUGAAACUCCUCAUACAAAUAUGGCUGGAGCUCAUCAUUUAACAUGGAGCAAAGUGAGAAGAAUGACUCCAGAUCUGGCCUGAACACAGGAAGGGGAUGAGUGGAACAUGCGAAAGCAGGGCUGCCUUCACACAGGACAGCUUCUCUCCAGGCAGUAGCAGCCCCACCCAGCACUUCACCAGGCCUUCUCUCGGCCCAACACUUAUUCCGUAGCCUGUUCUCCAUGCCUACUGUCACCUCCAACAUCCAGGUCUCUGUUGUCAAGCAAGGCUAGAGAAUGCUGGCAGCCUCAGGAUAGGAGUGGAAAGCGCGUGCCUCUAGACACCCAACUCGACCCCUAAAUUCCGUGCCCCAGGAUGCUUUCACAUUCGAAGUACAAAUGGGGGUACCCCAUUUCCCCCAGCAGCAGUUUUCUCCUGAGACUGGCAGUGGCCUUGGUUGUGUCACCGUUGUUACAUUUGAUUGCCUCUUUCUCCUCUUCCCACUGGGGCAGAACAGACUCCUUGGCAGCAGUUCAGCCUCCUGGCACCUUCCUUCCACUUCUUUCCCUAUGGUAGUGGUACUGUAUUAUUAUUAUUGUUAUUAUUAUUAAUUUUUGGUUGCCUUUUCUCACACCUACCUUCACCUCUUUCCUUCUCUUUAUUUUUCUGCCCAGAAAAACCUGACUUCGAUACCAAAAAAAGAUAAAACUACAGAAACUCAAAUUUAAAAAAAAAACUUAAGAAAAAAAAGUAAAAAAAAAAAAAACUCAACAAUUCUUUCAGCUUUAUUAACAUUUUCCAUCGUUUCUUGCGACUUGUGUCUUGUUCUUUGUAGUAUUGAUGACGAACAUUUGAUAAUGAAUGUUCUUGUAUAUUCAGAUAAAGAAAAAAAACCAAAAAUGCGGUCUGGAUUUAAUAGUGUUUAUAAUAAAAAUUUUAAAAAUGAUCCUCAUAGCACGCAAAACAGGAAGGGGAAGUUCCCCUUCUUUCUGUGACAAUACACAUCAUUCCUGCAUUAGUUUUUAACACCAAACUACCUAUGUUCCUCAUUUCCCCCAUUUUUCUUUUUAUUUUCUUGCAUUUGUGAAUUAGUUCAAGAAUGCUAGAAAAGUGUCAAGUUGUGUACAUCCAUUUCUUCUUUCACAAUGUUUAAAAGUGACCGUAAUUCAUUUUGUAAACUAAAAAAAAAAAAAGAAAAAAAAAGAAAAAAAAUAAGGUUGGAAUAGUGACAUAAUAGGUAUAACCUAACUCAUUAUGUUUAUUAAUUUUGAGACCCAGAAAUAAAUUCUUUUUCCUUUCUUUAUUCCUGCUCUUAAAAAUACAAAAAAAAAUAGUUUUGUUUCAUGUUAUUUUGGUUUUGUUUAUUUGAGGGGGGGUGCUUUUCUUUCACUGUCCGGGUUGUGGGUCUUUGCUGGUUUUAUUCCUUAAGUAUGUACACAAGGUGAUGUGACGAGGGGCCGCUGUAGGGGAGGCUGCUUCGUGCUCUGCUUUGCUUCAGCCGAUGUCAGAAACAGUGGUAAAUCCCAGGGCCACAUGCCCUUGCUUUCUUGCAUGCCCAGGAUGUGUGGCACCCUGUAGUCCCCAAGAUAAUGAGACACAGACUUGCUUCUCUCAAAACUCACAGAGUCUGUCCAGGGAAAUUCUUAAACCAGAAGGAAAGACGUUUUGCCUUUGUUGAUUCUGAGUGUCUUUCUUUCCUCUGAAUGGCUUUCUUUCUCCUUGAUUAACGUCAAUUGUCCAGGGGAAUACUUCCUACAAGACAGGAUUUUUCUCCUGGCAGCACUUCACCGGAGGUACUGCCAUGGUGGGUACCAUUACCAAGUAGUGUAGAGCCAGGAAGCAGACCCCAGGCUCAGGAUCCACAUUCGCCAAUUCUGGGUAGAGAGUUGGUGAGUGGUAAGUCGGAGUCCAGACUGCAGAUUGAAUGCUAAAAUGCUGGUUUCUGAGUCACUGAUGGUGGCCCCGUAACUAACCUCCGAUUAGACUGAUGUCUGUUUAAACUGCAAAGCAGGCUUCCUCAGAAAUUUAGUAUUAGUUCUAGGGAAAAAGAAAGCCACGUUGUUGGACAGAAGGUCAGUUUUGGACAUCACUCCUUCAAACAUUCAGAUGAUCAGAAAGCAGACAGAAUUCCAGCCAGAUACAUGAAGAAGAAAAGAACCCCUCCGAGUCGUGGAGCUGUGCUGUAGGCAGCUGUGUUGUUUCUGCCCUGAGAAAGGCAACCUCUUCACAUCACCUUUGUGGUUUCCAGGCCAGCUCAAAGCUUUCUGGAAACCCCUAUUUUUUUUUUUGUAAACUUUUUUUCCCCUCUUGUUAAAAUAAAUAAAACAUUGAAUGUUCCCCCUCUUUCUCUCUAUGACUUCUUCCCUUUGUGGGUUUCAUUUUGAAGUGUUUCCCUUUGGUUGUUGAUUUUAUCGCCUACCCCCUCCGCCUCAUUAUUGAGAGUAUAAACCUGCAAAGCUCUGCUCUACUUUGGUUCCAAAAGCUUAAGCUUUUCCGCUUCUGCGAGAGCACAGGCUUCUUUCCCCUUUGAUUCCAGCUGAACUUUUGUGUUCUCUAAUGAUACUAACACGAUGUAGGUUUUACAGUCUCCUAAUUUGUACUGGUAAUGCAGAUUCCAAAUAAAUAGUUUCUUUUGUUGCAAAAUAUAUA
Messenger RNA from Microtus ochrogaster (prairie vole), 6483 nucleotides. RefSeq names its product PBX homeobox 1 (gene Pbx1). The record is from RefSeq and is a predicted model, not a curated record. Gene Ontology annotation, molecular function: DNA-binding transcription factor activity, RNA polymerase II-specific; DNA binding. Lineage: Eukaryota; Metazoa; Chordata; Mammalia; Rodentia; Cricetidae. Gene Ontology annotation, cellular component: nucleus. Gene Ontology annotation, biological process: regulation of DNA-templated transcription.